UUGCACAAAGUAUAUGUUAAGGUAACCACGCACAAUUUGUCAUAUUCAAUCCAGUGGCUGAGGAAGUACAAUCAUGGAAUGUUCAUGCCUAACAAUAAUAGUUGGAAUAGUGUUACUACAUAUUUCAAAAGCAGCUCUACCUACCGGAUGUUCAGGUGGAACUCAGACUUGCCCCGCCAACUCUGCUUGUACUGCAGAUGGGACAGAUACUUGUGUUUGUAACGACGGUUUUAAGCUUAACUCCGCACAAGAUGGAUGUGAGGCAAAAGUAUUAGGUGAUGUUUGUGAUUCAACAAACGGCUGCACAGGUUUAUCGAAUAUCGCUUGUACAAAUAGCAAAUGCGAAUGUGCUGCCGGAUAUGCAAACAAGAAUUCUGUUUGUACCAAAGUAAGAGUGUCCGAAGUUGUAUGUAAAGCUGCAGGAACUGAAUGUGAUAGCAUUGAUCAUGCUGGCUGCGAAAUUCAGAAAUGUAAAUGCAACACUGGCUACAUUGAAGACACGAAGGACGGAAGCACAUGUGUAAAGAUUAUUGGAGGAUCAUGUCAAGGAACUGCUGCAUGUCCUGGUGACCAAAAUACAAUUUGCAAAAAUUCAUUAUGUGUGUGUACCGAUGAUUAUGUAGAAAAAGCCAACGUCUGCAAAAAACGGGUAGAUAGAACAAUAUGCUCUGUAAAAGGAACUGAAUGCAGCUCUACAGAUAAUGCUGACUGCGACACCACAGCGCUUAAGUGUAAAUGCAAUGACGGAUUCAAAAUGAAUGCUGACACGUGCAUAGCCGCAGAAAAAAACGCAGGUGUGUCAGCAACUUUGGCAUUUAUCGUGCUUGCACUACUUCCGGUUAUCCUGUCAAUAAAGGAGGCGAUUAUGUAAACUUGCCAAUCAAAAGUUUGCAGGUAUAUGAACGGUUUGAAUAUUGGUGUGACUGCUUGUUCGCUACAGGUAUAUGAACGGUUUGAUCAUUGGUGUGACUGUUUGAAUUGUUAUAUAUUGUCUGCAAACUUCAUUCAUAUUUUGUUUUCCUUUUCAAAAGACUGUUUAAGACGAGUGUGUAUUUUGGAGGAAUAUUAAUAUUUUAUUUAAAUUUGAACUUUAAGCAAAAAGGUAGUGAAAUAAUUUUUCACUUGAUACUUAAUUAUUAUGUCAAUGAUGUUUUAAUGUUAAAUAAAAUCUAAUACGUG
Molecule: messenger RNA, 1179 nt
Organism: Ruditapes philippinarum (Manila clam)
Lineage: Eukaryota; Metazoa; Mollusca; Bivalvia; Venerida; Veneridae
Product: protein disulfide isomerase CRELD2-like
Exons: 9
Coding region: 74-871 (265 amino acids)
Source: RefSeq, a predicted model, not a curated record